UAGUGAACAGCUUCCAAACAGCUCCUUUGUACUUUUAAUUCCUUUAUUUUUAAGUAAUCUCCUGGUUGCUAUUAUUAUUUACGGGUUCACUGUAAGAAUCGCCACAAAAAGAAAAUGGCAGAAAAUUCGAUUCUUUGCUCCGUUUCUAGCUUGAUCAUAAGUCUUUUCACUCUCUUUUCUUGUUUAUUUGGUCACUGUAAUUCAAUUGAGCAACUUGGUGACUAUAACACCUUCACUAUAUCUAGCUUCAAAUACCCAGAAACCCAGAUCAGACCUUUUGAUAUGCGUUAUAUGCGAGUUGAUUUACCCCCAUGGUUCUCCUCUAUGUCAAUAGCAUUGAAGUCAAGUGUCAACCUCGAUAUUAGAAGUGUUGAAAAAGUUCCUAAAAGCGUGCUGCCGAUGAUAUGUUUCAGAGAAGGCAGCCUCCCAUUGCCAGAUGUCUCAAACACUUCAUUAAAAGAACUAGCUUCACUAUCUAACAGCUCUUUUGAAGGAGCACAAAUACUUCAAAAUUCAGAGCAGUGUUAUCCUGUACCUAGAAGUAUGACCAUGAAGUUGACGACUGAGCAGAUAUCUGCCACUGUUCUGUAUUUUGGUCUUUUCAAUGGUGUUGGGCCUACAAGAACACAGUCGAAGAUGAUUGUACGAGGUCCUUCUUACUCCUUUGCGGCCAAUAUCACCGUGGAAGGAUGUGCAACCUCAACAAUGCUGGGGCAAUAUUGCAACCAAACUGUUGAGCAGCUUUCAUGUGGCCUAUCUCGCAAUAAUUCUGGAAAUGGUUCUGCAUCUGGGUUCUUCAAUCAAAGCAUGGUUUCUUGCAGGAACAAUUUUGAGACCUCCUGCCUUCGAGAUGAAGAAAUAAUGAUAUACACCUUAGAGAUUCUGCGAAUAGCUGAAUUCUUAACCAUUUCAGCUGAAAAUGUAAGGUUAAGACCUUUAAGUAGCACUGGGAAUGUUAGCGGAAUUGACUUGAUAUGCUAUGCUCGCUAUGGUGCAAUGCCUUCAGCUACUGUACAUGAUUAUUCUGGUAACUUAAAUAAAUCUCCGUUGGUCGUUAACUCACCAAAGGUUGGUCAGUGGUAUAUUUCUAUUCUAGCCCUUAAUCUCUCGAAGGUAAUUGGUGGGUCUCUAAGUAAUGUCUCAAAAGUGUGCUAUUCCCUUGAACUACAAGAGCUUGAAUGUCCAAUGGGGAAGGCUGGACCAAACUGUUUAUUUGAAAGAUACAUGCUUCAGACGGUUCUCAGGAAAGAAUCCACCCCUUUCGAAUCGUAUUUUUUGCCAUAUGGUGAGAAGGUGAUGUCGGAUGCUGCCAAUUUUCUUCUUGAGCCCCUUUUAAGCAACUACUCAUUUGGAGGAGUAGAUACCUGGACUUAUUUUAUUCUGGAUAUUCCUCGUGGUGCGGCGGGUGGAAAUCUCCAUAUUCGCCUGAUGUCAGAUAGAAAGAUAAAUUAUGAAGUAUAUGUUAGAAACGGUGGAUUGCCGUCACUUGUUGACUGGGACUUUUAUUAUGUAAACAAGUCAAGCAGCAGUCAUGGCUCCAUGUUUUUUGUAUUGUACAGUUCAAGUGAGGAAAAGGUCGAUUUUUACAUCUUGUACAUUAAGGAAGGAAUCUGGAAUAUUGCAUUAAGACAUUUAAACAACACUAGUGGCACUUCCAACGGGCAGACUACUAUGUCUAUUUCGCUUGAAAGAUGCCCGAAAAGGUGCUCCUAUCAUGGUGAUUGCAGAUCUGCUCUUGAUGCAAGUGGAUUAACAUCAUAUAGCUUUUGUGCUUGUGAUCGGAAUCAUGGAGGCUUUGAUUGUAGCAUUGAGAUUGUAUCACGUCAAGGACAUCUUUGGCAAUCAAUUGCUCUAAUAGCGUCAAAUGGUGCAGCUGUGCUUCCUGCUUUUUGGGCUCUCAGGCAGAAGGCUUUUGCAGAAUGGGUGAUCUACACAGCUAGUGGGAUUACUAGUGGAUUAUAUCAUGCAUGUGAUGUGGGCACCUGGUGUGCAUUAUCCUUUGGUGUCUUACAGGUAUAUUUUUUUGACUUUUGGCUCUCAUUCUUGGCUGUGGUGAGCACCUUUGUUUACCUUACCACAAUUGGUGAAGUUUAUAAAAGGGCAAUCCACACGGUGGUGACUAUCCUUACUGCCCUGAUGGCCAUAACCAAGGCAACAAGGUCAUCAAAUAUUAUUCUAGUCAUGGCAAUUGGGGCACUAGCUCUUCUUGUUGGGUGGUUGAUAGAGUUCUCUACCAAGUAUAGGUCGCUUUCAUUUUCAAUGGAUUUGUGUUUAAAUACACUCGAGAGGUGGCGGAUCAGAGAAUGGAUGAAUAAUCUAGUAAAAACUAUAAUGAAACGAUUUCGAUGGGGCUUUUUGCUUGCUGGUUUUAUAGCACUGGUCAUGGCAGCAACAAGCAGGAAUAUCGAAAACAGUCAAAACUACUGGAUUUGGCACAGUGUUUGGCAUGUCACCAUAUACACAUCCUCUUUCUUCUUCCUCUGUUCAAAAGUAAAUACCAUAAACAGUGGGAAUGAAAGACCGAAUGAUGGAAACUAUCGGUUAACUCACCAAGCUUCUCUCUCAAGAGGUUCAUAGGAAGAGGGAAGACUUGUCAUAGAGAAUUAAAGUUGAAAUAACAAGGAAAAAAAGUUACUGUCAAGACAUGCAAGGAAAAUUUCCAUAUGCAUCAGUGAUUUGUAAAACCAAAUAAAGACUUAAUUUUCAAUAGCUUUCCUGUAAAAUUUGGCCGUUCAUCUCCUUUUUCUGGUGUCUGUUUUCCUUUUGUAAAUACACGUAUAAACAUAUAUAUGAUUGUAUACCAAUAGGUAGGGGAGAGAACUGAGGCAGGAUAAAAAGGCGAGCCUGAAUCCUUUUAGCCUUUAGGGCUAGCAGAGUAGAAAGUGAGGACAUAGAUGCAGGUGUUCUUUGCUUCAUGUAGCUAUUUUUAAGAUUUGAUAUUCAGCAAAUUU
Hibiscus syriacus is the source of this 2951-nucleotide messenger RNA. RefSeq lists its product as uncharacterized. The transcript has 14 exons. The record is from RefSeq and is a predicted model, not a curated record. The coding region runs from base 115 to 2577 and encodes 820 amino acids. Gene Ontology annotation, cellular component: plasma membrane. Lineage: Eukaryota; Viridiplantae; Streptophyta; Magnoliopsida; Malvales; Malvaceae.